Messenger RNA from Solanum lycopersicum (tomato), 687 nucleotides. RefSeq names its product probable inactive poly [ADP-ribose] polymerase SRO3. NCBI's taxonomy places the organism in Eukaryota, Viridiplantae, Streptophyta, Magnoliopsida, Solanales, Solanaceae. Gene Ontology annotation, molecular function: NAD+ poly-ADP-ribosyltransferase activity. The record is from RefSeq and is a predicted model, not a curated record.
AUGGUAACGAAGGCAAGAGGGAACCCUAAAGUUGUACUUGCUUGGUAUGGUACAUCGUCCAAGAAUGUGGACGCCAUAAUGCAUCGUGGAUUUGAAUUAACUAGACUUGAACAAGGUCAUCGUGGUAUUGGCAUAUACUUGUCGCCUUUAGAGUCGCCUCAAAUAAGUGAAAUGAUGUCCGAUGUAGAUGAAAAUGGUGAAAAACAUAUGAUUCUAUGUCGAGUCAUAUUGGGAAAUCCUGAAAAGGUUGAACUCGGAUCUCAGCAGUUGUUUUCAUCGAAUUUGGAUAAUUUUGAUACCGGGAUUGAUGAUUUGAACAAUCCAAAGUUGUAUGUGGUGUGGUAUCACAAUAUGAAAACUCACAUUCUACCCGAAUGUAUAGUCAGUUAUAAACUUGAUCAUCAUAUGCCAGGCCAGCAAAAUUGUGGUGCUCAUACUGAGGACCGAUGGUGUAGAUUACUGUUCAAGCUACCUAAUUUCCUUCCUCUAACAAAAAAGUUGGAGUUGAAAAGUUUGCAUAACUCCUAUGAGGUGGGCAAAGUAGUAGCGCACAGAAAUUUCAUAAGCGAUAUAGAAGCUAUUGUUCAAGAUGAUCAAUUGAUGCGUUCGAUUAUCACGGAAUUCCUUCCUGAGAUGAGGUUCUGUCAAACUUGUUGGGAUAAAAAGGGAAUUAUGGUUUCUCAUUGA